AUGACGCUCAAGGAGCAGCAAAACUGGCCCCAGGAAUUCUGGCUCCGCGCGAAUGCCUGGGUCGCUGAGCUCGCGUCGGUGGCCAACUGCGCCUCCGUGGCGACGCGCUCCGGCCACGAGCGACGUGCCAAUCUGCACUUUGAGCUCGCUUGGCAGCCGCCGAGUGCGAGAGGAAUUCAAACGGCCGAGCCGGCCAGGCAGCCAGCCGACUUCCCGCACCGAUCAGCGCACGUGCGGCCGCGCGUGUACGGGGCGUACACGCGCGGCCGCACAUGCUCCGCCUCGACGGCCGCCUCGCGCUCGCUCGAGGGAGGAAGUUCGAGCGCGACCGCCGCGGAGCCAGGGCAGCGCGGCCGGGGCUGGGACCGUGAGCGGCGAUCGCGCUCCGAGUCGCCCAGCGACGGCAAGGCAGGACGACGAGGCGCGACGGCCGUUGAGCGGAGGCUGGCGAGCAAAAAGAGGCGCCUCCGCGCGCCUCAUUUUGAGUAA
Molecule: messenger RNA, 489 nt
Organism: Emiliania huxleyi CCMP1516
Lineage: Eukaryota; Haptophyta; Isochrysidales; Noelaerhabdaceae
Exons: 3
Coding region: 1-489 (162 amino acids)
Source: RefSeq, a predicted model, not a curated record